This is a messenger RNA of Sarcophilus harrisii (Tasmanian devil), 3105 nucleotides long. It is a transcript of the gene GJA5, whose product is annotated as gap junction protein alpha 5. The transcript is spliced from 2 exons. Lineage: Eukaryota; Metazoa; Chordata; Mammalia; Dasyuromorphia; Dasyuridae. Bases 219 to 1295 code for a protein of 358 amino acids. The record is from RefSeq and is a predicted model, not a curated record. Gene Ontology annotation, cellular component: connexin complex. Gene Ontology annotation, biological process: cell communication.
GAGAGAGUGGGAGGAGGAAGAGUAGGAAGAAGUGGGAGGAGGGAGAGAGACAGAUUAAAAGAGAGGGUCAAAGAAGAAUAACGGAGAAGAACCAGAGCCAAGACCAAUUAGAAGUCGGAAAAGCUUUUGAGAGGGAAGAAAAAAUCUUGAGAAGAAAACGAAAACUUGAAAGAACAAAAAUCAGAGGUGGCGGUGCUCUUGCUUGGCGCUGAGAAGAGAUGGGUGACUGGAGCUUCCUCGGGGAGUUCCUGGAAGAAGUCCACAAACAUUCUACGGUUAUUGGCAAAGUCUGGCUGACCGUGCUCUUCAUCUUCCGCAUGCUAGUGCUGGGCACGGCGGCCGAGUCCUCCUGGGGGGACGAGCAAGCCGACUUCCAGUGUGACACGUUACAGCCCGGCUGUGAGAACGUCUGCUAUGACCAAGCUUUCCCCAUCUCCCACAUCCGAUACUGGGUGCUCCAGAUCAUCUUUGUUUCCACCCCGUCGCUGCUGUACAUGGGCCAUGCAAUGCAUACAGUCCGCAUGGAGGAGAAGCGGAAGCUGAAGGAGGCGGAGAAGAGCAAGGAGUCCAAAGGCGCAGACACCUAUGCGUACCAGACAGAGAAAGCUGAGCUUUCCUGCAGGGAAGAGCUGGAUGGAAAGAUCAUCCUUCAGGGCACGCUGCUCAACACCUACGUCUGCAGCAUCCUCAUCCGGACCGCCAUGGAGGUGGCUUUCAUUGUGGGCCAGUACUUCCUCUAUGGGAUCUUCCUGGAGACCCUACACGUCUGCCGCAGGAAACCCUGCCCACACCCCGUUAACUGCUAUGUGUCUCGGCCCACCGAGAAGAACGUUUUCAUCGUCUUCAUGCUGGCUGUGGGGGGCCUGUCUCUCUGCCUCAGUCUGGUGGAACUCUACCAUCUGGGCUGGAAGAAAGCCAAGCGUCACUUCGCCCAGCCUUGCCCCGCCAGGGUGGAGGCCAGCCUUCCUCCGCCUCCGGCAGGAGGGGUCCAGAACUGCACACCACCCCCAGACUUUAAUGAGUGUGUAGAGGGCAGCCCCAAUCAGAAGUUCUACGGCAGCCAUUUCAGCAAUAACCUUGCCUCCCGGCAGAAUACUGACAACUUGGCAACGGAGCAAGUCCAGGGCCGGGAGGAGGCCGCAGGCAGGGCUUUUCUGCACAUGCAAUAUGCGGAGGGGCCUGAGAUGGCUAAUGGGGUUCCCAAUGCCCACCGUCUCCCUCAUAGUUACCACACUGACAAGCGUCGUCUGAGCAAGGCGAGUAGCAAGGCUAGGUCAGAUGACCUCUCAGUGUGACCGUGCUCAGGAUGGUCCAAGGGGCACGUGGGGUUGUGGUGGGGCAGACCUGGGAGUAGGGAUGUUAUGUCCAUGUUGAGCCUAAGUAUUAGGUAGGGGGCCCUCGGUUUCCUCUCCUUGCUGCCAUGGUGGGUUUGGGUUUUUUAAUUUUUAUUUUUUAUUUUUGAGAGAGCGCUGCUCAUAAUAACCUCCCUCCUUUAUCCAGAAAUGGGGCAACAGGAAGAAAGAGGAAAAGCUGGGCAUGGCACCUGUAGUGCCUGUGGGAUGCCAUAGUAAGAGCUCUCUCCUCACUUUCACACAUACUGAAGGUACACAGUAAGGACAUUUCAAGAGGCUGAAGUGGGGCAGAUUGGGGAGAAGGAGGGAUUUGGGAUAGGACACUUUGCAAAAUCAUUCAAGGUUCCAAGAUUUUGAUUUAUGCCACCAUACAAAGGACACACUGCCCACUUUGCCAAGAACAUGGAAGAGGGCCCAGAGUAGCCAUCAGAACCUCGGCUGUCCCCCUCAUCCCCAUGCUUACCAUACCUUUACAAGUAUCACCUUGGUAAGUCUUGGCGAAAUGCCUGUAAUCACAGAGUCUUUUUAGUUUUUACAGCUUUAUUUGUUCCCACUGAGGUUGGUCUGUGAGAUCCAGGAGUAGCCCAAACAGAUCAGCCAAUGGCGUGAACCUGGGCAGCUUUGAUCAACCAUAUUUCCCAAGGUGCUAUCUCCACAGGGCUGCUCCUUUGGGUAGAGGUUAGGAGCCCACACAUUGUCUUUCUAUGUCCCUUUCCUCUUCCUGAUUUAAAAAUGGGCUCUUGGACCCUUAAUCUUAGCCAACAGCUUCAUUUUUGCAAGUGCCUUCACACCAAUGCCUGAUUUUGUGAUAUCAGAAAGAAAUGUUCUCUUGGUUAUGUUGUCUACGCUGGGAUAUGUUCAUUCUACUAGUGUGCCUGCCCCUGUACUAGUUUACCGGACAAAUUGACUUUACUUGAAUCUUUGAAACCAUUCAUAUUACAACUUCCUUUGCAUCUCCAUCAGUUGUUAGAAACUGUUCUUCCUUCUCCCUACUCUGGACCAUUUCCUAUGUCCCAUCAUCCCCAAGAAGCAAAGGUCAUGUCAACAGUUCCCCCACCAAUGAUCCUUCCUUGGAGUACUGAUCACCAAGUAAAAUGACUAGUAUCUACACAUCUUUAUGAAAAAAAUUCCAAAGGGAUAUCAUAUUUCUCAGAGGUAGAUCCAAAUAUUAUUGCUAUGAACCAAAAAGAAAGAUUGGCAGGAGUGGGGAUAUGGAAGUUCUGUUCUUUCUUCUAAAGCACCUACUUGUUAAACUCAGUGUGUUCUAUAGAAGAGACUCCCUUUGGAACUGCACAGGUUUGACUGCUUGGGUUAUCCCUUGGGGUAGCUACCACCCUAGGGAGGAGGAUUUUCAAAACUGGACACUGGUAUUCAAAGAGGAAAGGCAUCCUCUGCUUUCCUGCCUUCCUCUUUCUAGCUGUGAGCCCCACCCACCACUCCCACUAUGUUUUUAGCCAAACUGGGUCUACAUAUGACACACAGGGUGAGGUAGAGUCAAAAGACAAGGCUUAUGAACCUAACCACAUAAAGAAAGAGCUGGUUAUUUCUGGCUUCAAAUGCAACUCUUUGGUUCACAGUUCCUCCUUAUCUCUUGAUGCUCUUUUGAUUUGGGGAAGUUUCUAUUUUUUCUCUGUCUUUGGUUUUAUGAAUUGUUUAUUCUUGAAUUAAAAACUCUGUGAAGUUUCUCCUUGUUUGAAUUUUUUUAAACAAAGAGAAAGGCAUUGAAUUAUGUAUUUGUUUUAAUAAAAGUUAA